AUGGCUGUCUUCGAUGGUGUGCACUAUAUUCUUUCGUCUUCAAUACCGGCGGCACAGCGUAAGGAGCUUUCGGGCUUGCUGGACCUCAAUGGCGCAACGAGCGCACCACCACACACCCACCUUAUUGCCCUUGCUGGAUCGCACACUCAGCACGAACACGCGGGAUCUUUGCAUAUAGUAUCGGGAAUGUGGGUACAGCGGAGUAUAGUUCUUGGAAAACUUCAGCUGCGAUUGAUAGUCGUUGUCAGCGAGCAGUACUAUUCACCUGAUCCAACAAUGAUUUUUUCGGGCAUCGUUGCGUGUGCCACCGAUCUCUCCCCAUCGGACCUCGAAGUUCUCUCAGCAGGGAUCACCUCGUUAGGAGGCCAAUGGCGAACGGGCCUCACGCGGGAUGUAACACAUCUUUUCGCAUUACAUGAACAGAGUGACAAGUACCAAACUGCCAUGCAUUUUGCGCCACACACCCACAUGUCUGUCCUCACACCGCAUUGGUUCGAUGACUCAGUUCGCGUUGGGCGUCGUGUACCCGAAGGGCCUUACUUAUGGCCUGAUCCGAAGGUCUUGCAACCUGGCAUGCAGGUCGCAAUGGACGAGGAUGAUGUAGAAAUUGGAGAAAGUGGGAAAAAAAAGAGAAAAAAGAGUAGUGAGACAAGACUGAGCAGCCCUAUGGCCAUGGAUGAAGCAGAGCGCAGAGAAGGAGUCAAUGUGUGGGCAGGAAGGAGAUUGUUAUUGUCUCGCUCGUUGGAAUUGGGACAAGGACAUCGUGAAGCUGUGGAGGCGAAUAUACAGAGAGCGGGUGGAACUGUUGUCAAGGUCAAAGGUACCAGCACAGACGAGGAGGCACAAGAGAACGAGGAAGCAACACUUGUGGAUGAAUGUGAUGUUUUCGUCACGCGGUACCGCUCCGGGAAGGCAUACUUCAAGGCAGCUCGUUCACCUCGUCCGAUUUUGAUCGGAAAUUUGACUUGGAUGUUUCACGUCGAUGCAUCUGGCAUGUUGAAUGAUCCGCAUGAGAGUUUGCUGUGGUACCCAGUUCCAAGAGGAGGUAUUCCUGGUCUCAACGAAUGCGAAAUCACCGUCACUAACUAUACUGGCGCCGCGCGAGAUUAUCUGAAGAAACUUAUUCAAGUCAUGGGCGCAAGGUUCACGCCAAGUAUGAGCCAAAGCAACAAGGUUCUGGUUGCUGGCUAUUCUCCUUCGCCUAAAACACAGCGCGCAGUUGCAUGGUCGAUACCAAUAGUCAAUCAUACUUGGCUCGAGGAUUGUUUCAUCGCAUGGAAGAAUCUUACUGUUGGAGUUGAUAAAUACAUUCUCUAUCCCCCCGGCGUCGAUUUUGGGAAGAUGCUCAUGACCCCAAUUGGCGGCCGGGGAGUCGGUCCCAUUGAUAUUGACUCUGAGGAACAGAGGGAUGCAGAGUACCCGUCAAAGCCAAAGCGUAAUGCUCUCACUGCUUCCCAAGCUACAGAUAUGAGCGCGAGAGACGUUAGAAACGAUAAUGGCGACCUCAGCUUUGACGGUGCUGGCGACAUAGCGGCUAGCGUAGUCAUAGAUGUCGACGAUGAACAUGUUUCCCCUUCAAAGGCGCUGAGACAGCAGAGGUCGAAGCCAAAGCCGAAAUCCUCGGAGAAUAAGAAAUCGUCAUCUCAGCAAGUAACUCUCGAUGGUAUGACAAAUAUUGAUGAUGGUAACUCAAGACCUACGAAACCGGGACCACGCAAACGUUCGAGGACCACACGAGAAAACACCGCAUCUGAUGAUGUUGAGGUGUACGAAGGGGGAGUGACAGAUGGUGUAAAGAAUUCCAGGGAGAUCGACGAGGAGAGCUCUGCGGAUGACGCAGCUCUCACUAAGGCUGAGACCAAAGCCGUUGGGAAGUCUAGCAAACUGCCCACAUCAAAGGAGAAGACCAAACCUCACAAAGCUGUACAGACAGGAAUGAAACCAAAGCCUAAGCCGAAGGAAACUCCUCAACGCGCCUCAUCCUUGUCUGAUGACGAUGAAAUUUUUGUGCGGCCUGUGAAGCAUCAGUCUGCUGCAUCCAGUGCCAAAGUAAGAACCAAAGAGCCGGAGAAAGAGCCGCCGACUACGCCCUCAAAAGCCGCCAAGGAGAAACAGAACGGUCGCGCUCGAUCUCCAAGUCUGUCUACUACCCGCUCACCCUCGCCUCCUGUAAAAAUCCUCAGGACGCCGAAACGUACAGUAUCCGUGCUUGUUCCAUCUCUACCGAAAGAUUACUUGUCUCCAAGCUCGCGCAAGGACACCUCCACGAACAAGGAAGGAAGGUCCGAACUUACUAGAACGAAUUCCAUUCAUGCGUCUGCUGCCGAGGCAUCAACAAGUGGAUCCAAACGUGGACGCCCUUCUCUAUCGAAACCUUCAACCUCAACACCUCCUAUGAAGAACAAGUCGAAAUCCAAAGCGCGGAAUCAGUCAGAAUCAGAACACGAGGAUGAGGUUUCUGUGGUUUUGGAUACUUAUUCCUCACGCGGAUUACCAAAGCGCAGUGCUGCCAACAAAGCGACAAGCAAACUGAGAGAUGAAAUUAUGCCCGACGUGGUUAGUUUCGAGAAGGAGCGCAAGAACGCCAAGCGAAGGCAUAGCUCCGGUCUCAAUGACUCUUUCAUUUCCCUGCGUGACAAAGAGGAAGUCGAGGAGGAACGAGACAUGAAGAAGCGUAAAGUGGAGAAGGCUCGCGCAGAGGACACGGACAAUGAAGUAGAGGUUGGGGACAUCAUUUCUUCAUCUAGUCCUCAAACGAAGUCGAUGUCGAAGACGGGCAAGGGUACAAAGCGAAGAGCGGAAGACGGGAUGAGUGUUGACGAAGACGAGCCGUCCAAGAAAAAGGGAGGCAAGGCGACUCAGAAUAAAAAGGGAUCGCAUGUCCCCGAUGCUGCCACCAAUCACCUUUCUGGACCCUCUCGGGAAUCUGGAGCAGUGAGGGUGAUGACAACAGGUAUUCAGCUGACCGAUGACACUAUCAAGAGGUUGAAUAAAUUAGGGGCAAAGAUGACAACCAAACCCAACGACUGCACGCACCUUAUCGCAAAGGGAAUUGUCCGUACGGAGAAGUUCUUGUGCGCCAUCGCAAGCUCCCCGUUCGUGUUAACAGAAGGAUGGGUCAAUUCGAGCGUGCGAAGUGGCAAACUUUUGCCGGAAACGGACUUUUUGAUAUCUGACCCCGAAUCGGAACGGAAAUGGAAUUUUAAGCUCUCCGCUUCUCUCGAGCGCGCUAAACGUGAAGACGGAGGGGAGGGCUUGCUGAAAGGGAUGACAUUUUAUGUGACCCCUAAAGUCGAGAUUGACUUGAAGUUGCUCAAAGCUGUCAUAGCAUCUGCCGGUGGCCAGGUUCAGACGUCCAAGCCAACGACUCGAAUACUCAAGGCGAACAGAAACCGUCACGUUAUCUCUUGUCCAGCAGACCAAUCGAUCUGGAGACCAUUGGUCGAGGAAGGAUAUACUAUAUAUUCCACGGAGCUCAUCCUUCUAGCCGUACUUACUCAGGAGAUACGGUGGAAGGAUGACAACUGCAUCAGUUCCAAGCCUUCUUUGUAA
Messenger RNA from Suillus discolor, 3552 nucleotides. RefSeq lists its product as uncharacterized. Gene Ontology annotation, biological process: DNA double-strand break attachment to nuclear envelope; double-strand break repair. Gene Ontology annotation, cellular component: nucleus; Cul8-RING ubiquitin ligase complex. Lineage: Eukaryota; Fungi; Basidiomycota; Agaricomycetes; Boletales; Suillaceae. The record is from RefSeq and is a predicted model, not a curated record. The transcript is spliced from 16 exons. The coding region runs from base 1 to 3552 and encodes 1183 amino acids.